UUCAUUUUAUUUACUCGACUUCCAAGCGCCAUGGCAAUAACCGAAUCAAUGGAUUCUCCGUCUUCCCCUUCUCCGACCGCCUCCAAUUUCAGUGGCGGCCAACAACAGCGUCACUUCUAUCUUGCCGUCGACCGACUUCAGUUCAAGAUGGAGAUGCUGGUAGAUUUGCUAGGUGUAGCCGGCCGCCGCUCUGGAAUUCCAAUGGCGGUUUGCUGCAGCUCGAGGGACGAACUCGAUGCUGUAUGCUCUGCAGUCUCCAACCUCCCUGACAUCUCUCUUGCGUCUCUGGCGACCAUCAAAUGGGCUGAGAGUGCUAUGACUAGUGUUCAGUUCGGGGACGAUGGUGAGAAUCAGAACAAUGAGAACAAGUCCCAGAUGAUAGUUGUAACGGAUGCUUGCCUUCCGGGAGUUCUCAGUGGCGAAUCAUCUAUCGCUGCUCGUAUCCUGAUCAACUACGAGCUACCAACGAAGGAAAUGUACAUGAGACGAGUGAGCACAUGUCUAGCUGCAGAUGGGAUUGUUAUCAACGUGGUUGCCGGUGGGGAAGUUGUGACCUUGAAGAAUGUGGAGGAAAGUUGUGGCCUUCUCAUUGCUGAAAUGCCUAUAAAUGUUUCUGAGAUACUGUGAGUAUGCAAUUUUCAUCUUCAACGAGGGAGAGUAAGCAGUAGCAACAUCGACAAGAGGAUUUUGAACUGCUGGAUUCCUUCCGACAGUUGAAGGAAGAAGAGAACGCAAGCUCCUCUUCCCUUCAUUUAUAUUCGCAUGAGCAGUUAGUAGUUGCAAAAGCUGCUUCAAACUUUAAUCAGCUAAACUCGUAGUUAGGGUGGUCCUUCAGGAGCACUAGUUAAGCACGUUCAGCCUCUGGCAUGGAAAUUCCUGCUGUUCCAUGAAUUCUGGCUCAUAAUUUCUUGUCAAGCACAUAAUAAUCUUGUGACAGACCUAUUUCAAGAAUAGUUGACUCGUUCCCAUAAUCCCAUUAAUGGUCACUAUAGUUCCAAUUGGCAAUGAAUCAGACUCUAAUAUAUGUAAGCAAAUAGUGCUCAUUAUAAAGGUGUGAUUUAGGGAUUUCAGAAAUGAUGUAAUUUGAGACUCUGUCUAUUCAAAUUGAUGCAAAACAAAGC
This is a messenger RNA of Linum tenue, 1121 nucleotides long. The record is from the annotation of a GenBank genome assembly. NCBI's taxonomy places the organism in Eukaryota, Viridiplantae, Streptophyta, Magnoliopsida, Malpighiales, Linaceae.